CAAAAUCGUUGCCACAUAAGGUGUUUAUAAAAUUUUACGUUCAGUAUUAUCUUCUUUAUUUAUUUUUUAUUGAACAACGAUAAUUUUUAAGCAAUUAAAUAUAAUGUCAAAUUUGAAUACAGAUGCAUUAGAACGCGAAGUCUAUCAGACUGCUUUCAAACAUGUAUCGAAUAUGCUUCAACGUCCAGAUCAAUUGGACAAAAUUGAGCAAUAUAAGAAACGUGCAAAACGAAAUAUUAAUUCUAAAGAAAGUAUGCUAAAAACAGCGAUGCAAACACAAUUGGAUGGAGUUAAAACUGGAUUGAUACAUUUAAAGGCUUCGGCAAAUGAUAUAAACGAAAUUAAAAACAUUAUUCGGCUUAUUGAAGAGACAUUUCCUUCGAUCCCGAUGUUAUAUGAAAAAUUGAAAUAUGUUCGCGAAGAAUCAAUGAAACAUAGUCAGUAUGCUGUGUCGAUGGAAAAUUUAAAACACAUUUUCAAUGUACCAGAAACGGUUGCGAAAACGCGUGAAAUGAUCAUGGAAAAUUAUUUGCUUGAAGCACAUCUGAAUCUUUAUGAAUUGGAAAAAUCGCGCGACAAUCUCCUGUUUCAAUUGCAUCGUCUGGCACCCACCAACAAUGCCGACAAAAAUAUGUUGAAGCAUUAUUAUGCUGAAGUUGAAAAAUUGUCUGAUGAAUUGGGAAAACAACUUUGGCUCAUCAUUCGUUUAACAUUAAACACUGUACGCAAGGAACCUUCAUUGAUCGUAACAGCUCUUCGUAUAAUCGAACGUGAAGAACUAUUAGAUGAAGCAGCAAUGAAACGAGCCGAGUCGACAGGUUUUAUGUCACAGGGACGACCAAAAAAUUGGAAAAAAAGAGUGUUCGAAAUCCUGGAAGAAGCGGUAAACGAAAGAAUUGCUGGAAAUAAAUUUCAUGAACGAUAUGAGAACAAGAUGUGGCUGGUGAUGCAUUUGGAAAUGACAAAAAAGAUCAUUUUAGAUGAUUUAAAAGUUGUUAAAUAUGCAUGUGUAUCCUGUUUUCCACCUUCUUAUGAUAUUGUUCGACGUAUGUUUCAUCUUUAUCAUCGAUGUUUGAGUGCCUACUUACAAGAAUUGGUCAGCACACUUGAAGGAAAUGAAUAUAUCACUCUUUUGAAUUGGCUCAAUGCAUAUGAAGGACCUGAUUUGCUGGGACAUCCUGAUCUUCGUUUCUCAUUAAAAGAUGAUUGCCUGCCUCCCUUGCUUUCCGAUGAAAUUAUCGAAGAUGUUAUGACCAAAUAUUUGUUGACUGUCGAGAAAAACUAUAAGGAAUGGUUAGCCAAUACCAUUCGGCACGAGUCAAAAGAUUGGCAUACAAAUCACCAUCCAGAAGCUGAUAAUUCCGGUCAUUAUCAAACAACAACACCUGUUAUUGUAUUUCAAAUGAUCGAUCAACAUUUACAAGUCGCCAGUACAGUCAGUAUGGACCUAGUUAAUCGAGUUCUACUUUUAUCAAUGAAACAUUUAACAGAAUUCGCUAAACAAUAUCAAGAGACAGUUAACAAAUAUGCUAAAAGUCAUUUCGCUGAACGAACACAAAAUUUCACUCCAAACAUGAUUGCCAUUUCUAAUAAUUGUUCCAGUUUGAUGGAUAAUGCCUUGAAAUUCCAGAAAGAAUAUCGUAAAGAUGAUCUUGAUCAAUUGAAAAUGGAUAAUGCUUUCAGCGAUAUGAUCAAAUCCUUUGAAAAGCUAAAAGAAGACAGCAUAGGAUAUUUGAUCAAGGAAAUCUUAUUAGAUGUUGAUCGUGAAAUCAACAAAGUUGGCAGUAUUGAAUGGUUGGAAGGAACCGUUUCGGUAAUCGAUAAUGUUCGUCUUACUCUUGAAGAUUAUCUACCUGAUUAUGCCUACUUGAAAGAUGCUAAUUCGGAUGCACUCAAACUACAAUUGCAAAAAAGCCUAGCAAAAUCUUACAUUUCAUCUAUUCUUUCGAAUUCAAAACGAACUCUAUUAAAAAGCCAGAGUAAACGAGAUGAUUUUGCCAUGAAAUGUAUAGAGGAGGCUAGAACAAUUGAUGCAACGAUUGAAAAAUUACCAACAAAAAUAGCAUCGAAUAUUGGAGUAGAAAGUCCAUUCAAAGUUGUCCCAAUGUUAAUGGAAUUUCUCAAACUAAACGAUCUAUCCAUGCUAUAUCUCGAAAUAUCGAGUUUUAUGAAACACUAUCCAGACAUUAAAGUCGAUCAUUUUGUGGCAUUGUUAAGUCUACGUGAAGAUAUCAGAGCCAUUGUACGAAAGAAAGUUUCCGAAUCAAUGCCACCGGACACGGAAAUUGAUAAAAAUAUCAGAACAAUAUUUUCUGAAAUAAUUCUUAAUUAACCAAUAAUUAUUUAAAAAAUUUUAUUGUUAUGUGAUAAAAAUAAAUUUUUAAGUUUCUGUUUCA
Molecule: messenger RNA, 2396 nt
Organism: Dermatophagoides pteronyssinus (European house dust mite)
Lineage: Eukaryota; Metazoa; Arthropoda; Arachnida; Sarcoptiformes; Pyroglyphidae
Gene: Sec6
Product: Exocyst complex component Sec6
Biological process (GO): exocyst localization; exocytosis
Cellular component (GO): exocyst
Molecular function (GO): SNARE binding
Source: RefSeq, a predicted model, not a curated record